Messenger RNA from Cyclocybe aegerita, 1182 nucleotides. Lineage: Eukaryota; Fungi; Basidiomycota; Agaricomycetes; Agaricales; Hemipholiotaceae. The record is from the annotation of a GenBank genome assembly.
AUGCAACAGCAGCCAUAUGGGGGCUAUCCCUACUAUCCCCAGCCCGUAUACCCACAUACACCAUACAUGGGCGGGGGGCCACCUCCAGGACCGAGUGGCGGUUAUCCCCCCUUCUAUGGCCCUCCCAAUCCUCAACCGCCCGCACCUGCACCUCGGAAUCCCAAUCCUCCCGCGCCCACGCCUUACAGCUUCGACGCAGCGGCUUACCCCACCGUUAGGCCCGCCACCCAGCACGAGACCGGCCCUCAGCUGAGAAGGCAUCGUAGGACUCUGACGAUCCCCACACCCGCCCCAACACCGGCUACGACGACUGCCCCUCUGAAGUCCGCAAUGAAGAAGACCAUGACAGUGUUCAACGCAUUCGGAUCCGGAGACAACCCUCUUACGAGACAGUCGUCCAAUAGCCAACAUGGACACAGUAUAUCCAAGUCCCGACCGCGUGUGUAUUCCAACCCUCAAAAACCACAAAAUCUCGUAGAAGAUCCUCCCGAGCCAGAUACACCCUUCCACAUGAUGGUAUCCUUUCAUGGGUACAAUGAGGUUCGCGUUGAACCUGCCUUGCAGUACGCGUUGGAGGAUCUGCGAAAAUAUAUCUGGCCACUGUGGCCUGACGGGAUCGAGUCCGACGAACUUGUCGGACAUACCUCCAUCACCAAAUUCAGAAAUGCACCUUGGGAUCUAGGUGGGAAUAACGUCCGACAUGCGUACAAAUUCAUAGUCGAAUUCUUCCGAUUAUUCCAACAGAGAGGAUACUCAUAUCAGACAGCCAUGAACAUUGCCACACCGACACCCCGGCUCAUCUUUCAAAUGACCAAGCCCGACCAAGCAGAAUUCUUCCUGGGUUUCCUUUCUCAAGAUGGUCGGAGAAUUACGCUUAUCCACCCGCCAAACCACAUCGACAUCUACAUCGGCGCAAGGUUGCGUACAGCGCUCCCGAAAAGAGUGCUCUCGGACGACGUAGUCGAUGAAUACAUGCGUGUCAUUGAAUUGAAGCGCAGGCCCAACACUACGACCAGUACGGACGUGGAUGUUCCUCUAGUUUUUGUGGAGGCGCUUAAAAUCAUCAGCGAUCUCGGCUUUCACUUGGAUGCAACGAUCCCUCUUUCACGGCGGAAUUCAUUGGGGAUGCGAUCCUCAAGGGAAUUACUUGUUUUCAAAUCCAUAGCCAAGGUUUCUAAGUGA